Messenger RNA from Penicillium digitatum Pd1, 1869 nucleotides. The record is from RefSeq and is a predicted model, not a curated record. NCBI's taxonomy places the organism in Eukaryota, Fungi, Ascomycota, Eurotiomycetes, Eurotiales, Aspergillaceae.
AUGCAGAGACCUUAUCCCUCCAUCUACCACACCCCUCAAUCAAGCUCACCAGCUUCGGUAGCUUCUCAACCACAUGAACAACAUGGCCGCAACAUGUACUCGCAGUCACCACAGAUGCCACCACAGAUGUUCAGCUAUCCUCCAUAUUCGCCUAUGAACCCAGUUCAGCCCUCGCCAUAUGGGGCUCACCAUUCUCCCCAGCAGCAUCCGCAUCCUCUCACAACCCAGCCAUUGAUGAUGCCCCCUCAGAAAGCCCCAUCCCAGUUGCAAUCGCAUCAAUCCCCCCACCUCCCUACAUCUGGCAUGUCUAGCAGCCCCAUCUUGAAACUCGAUUCCUCCCAGCACCCCACCACUCCACAGCAAACAAUGCUAAACCCUCCUCUCGCGGCAACCAGCAGCCACGCAAUGUCUGCCAGCAAUCCCCACGCAAGCCCACCACUGGGUGGCACCACCUCCAGUGCAGCACCAGGCCCCAUCCCAGCCACGACCCCGCUAGUGGUGCGACAGGACAGCAACGGGGUGCAGUGGAUCGCCUUUGAAUAUUCCCGAGACCGAGUGAAGAUGGAAUACACCAUCCGGUGUGACGUGGAAUCCGUCAUUGUGGACACGCUCACACAUGAAUUCAAAACGGAGAACUGCGUGUACCCGCGCGCCUGUUGCAGCAAGGACCAAUAUCGCGGGAACCGACUGGUCUACGAAACAGAAUGCAACGCCGUCGGCUGGGCGCUGGCAGAGCUGAACCCCGCUCUGAGGGGAAAGCGGGGAUUGAUUCAGCGUGCUGUCGACAGCUGGCGCAAUAGCAACCAGGACCCGAGACUGCGCAGCAGACGUGUUCGUCGGAUGGCUAAGAUUAACCGAAGACAGUCGGUUCCCGCCCAGUCUUCUCAUAUGGCGCAGCAAGGCCCUGCUGGCCCUGCUGGUCCGCCUGGUCCGGGUAUGAGUGCUAUGCCAGCUCCUGUUCCCCGCCCGACUUUGGGACCCAUGUCGAUGGGCCCGCCGCAGAUGCAUCAUCAUCAUCAACCUGAUGGUAGUCCCCAUGAAGAAGUUAGCGGCACAGAAUACCCAGGCCACCGGAGCCUGGACACACGCCUUCCACAGCCCUCAAUCGCGGACCUGCGCCCUGCCCACAUCUUCCAUGACGCCCCAACAACCCUAAUUUCAGGCGGCAGCGCCAGCGGCCCCUCUAUGCCCCCCCCUCCUCCGCGACAACAGCCUCACCUCACUAAGCCGCCACACAAUCGCCCAACAAACGACGACCUCUUCAGUCAGCUCCCAGACGGCAAACGCCGCAAAUUCAUCCUAGUCGACGACCCACAGCGUGGCUGUCGCGUCCGCGUCAAGGUCGUCCUUGACAAGGUCAACAUGGACGAGAUCCCAGACUCCUACCGCGAGUCCAACGCUGUCUAUCCACGCACCUACUUCCCUAUCCAGAUGCGCGACGAGAACCACGUCGUCCCCGCUAAGCGGUUUUUCCGCGAUGACGCCGAGCAGGCGGAUGAUCCCGAAGCACCAACCAUCGGUCGCACGACUGUGCCUGCGCCGUCGCUUGACGCCGAGAACGAAAUCGAGGUGCCGAAGAUCUCUCGCAGAAAACAUCAUAAGGAAUUGAUGCUUAAUGACCUCGGCUACCGUAUGAGCUGGAGUCAGAGUCGUGUGUUUGCGGGACGGAUGUUAUUUUUACAGCGAUCUUUGGAUGCCUAUCGCGAUAAAAUGAGAAGCAGUAUGCUCGCCGCGGGCCAGGAUGCGGGGGAUAUCCCAGAUCAUUUUGAUACUCGUCGUGGCAAGCGACGGUUCCUGGAGCGUGGGCGUCGGUUAGGGUCUAGUUCUGAGAAUGCGGCGCGGCGGAGUGCGGAGGAGGUUGAAGGUUAA